AUGGAGAGGUUCCGGAAGCUGUGGAGGGGCCGCACGAUGACCUUCGGGAUCCCCCUGUUGCUGUAUCUUGUUGGAGGAUCUUUUGCACUCCGUGAAUUUGCUCAGAUAAGAUAUGAUGUCCACAAACUACAUGGCAAG
Molecule: messenger RNA, 138 nt
Organism: Mesitornis unicolor (brown roatelo)
Lineage: Eukaryota; Metazoa; Chordata; Aves; Mesitornithiformes; Mesitornithidae
Product: cytochrome c oxidase assembly protein COX16 homolog, mitochondrial-like
Exons: 2
Biological process (GO): mitochondrial respiratory chain complex IV assembly
Cellular component (GO): mitochondrial inner membrane
Source: RefSeq, a predicted model, not a curated record